UGUCCUCGACCAAGGGCAUUCAUGUCAUUUCCCAUCAUUUCCCUAAAACCCUCGUUCUGCUUCACUUCAGUGGUUCUCCCAAAACCCUUCUUCUCUCUCCACUUCCAUUUCUGUCUUCCUUUUUACUCUUCUCGAAGAGGAAAUCUCCAUUUCCAUCUCUGAAUCCUCAGGUGCUGUACCCUCUCCUGUCUCUUGGUUCGCAUGAACCUAGCCUCCUGCGAGGACUAGGACGAUCCUCGUCUCGUUUCGUCUCUUCCUCAGACAGCACUUGCCCCAAUGGCGUCCUCUUUACUUCGAAGCCGCUCAGCCAAGAGGCUCAUCGAUCUCUCCUCUCCCCUUUACUCGUGUUGCAGAGGCGAAUUUGCGGGAAAUGCUAAUCUUUUGCAAAAUGGGGUUUGGAACGUUGAUUCUGUUUGCGCGUCUUGGUGGAUCCGGUCGAUGGCGACGUUUACGCGCACGAAGCCUCAUGUAAAUGUUGGAACCAUUGGUCAUGUUGAUCAUGGAAAAACUACUCUCACUGCUGCAAUCACAAAGGUGUUGGCAGAAGAGGGAAAAGCUAAGGCUGUUGCAUUUGAUGAGAUUGAUAAGGCACCAGAAGAGAAAGCAAGAGGAAUUACUAUUGCAACGGCACACGUUGAGUAUGAAACUGCGAAACGCCAUUAUGCACAUGUAGAUUGCCCUGGACAUGCUGAUUAUGUAAAAAACAUGAUUACUGGAGCUGCUCAGAUGGAUGGUGGAAUACUAGUUGUAUCUGCCCCUGAUGGGCCUAUGCCACAAACGAAAGAGCACAUUUUGCUUGCACGUCAGGUAGGAGUGCCAUCCCUGGUGUGCUUCUUGAAUAAGGUUGAUGCAGUUGAUGAUCCAGAGCUUCUGGAACUUGUAGAAAUGGAGCUACGCGAGCUGCUAAGCUUUUAUAAAUUUCCUGGUGAUGAAAUUCCCAUAGUCCGGGGCUCAGCUUUGUCAGCCUUACAAGGCACAAAUGAAGAGAUAGGGAAGAAGGCCAUUUUGAAAUUAAUGGACGCUGUUGAUGAAUACAUACCUGAACCAGUACGACAGCUUGAUAAACCAUUUCUCAUGCCUAUUGAAGAUGUGUUCUCAAUUCAGGGCCGUGGAACAGUUGUGACUGGUCGCGUUGAGCAGGGAACUAUUAAAGUUGGAGAGGAUGUUGAGGUUUUAGGAUUGACUCAGGCUGGUCCUGUGAAGACUACUGUCACUGGUGUGGAGAUGUUCAAGAAGAUUCUGGAUCGUGGAGAAGCUGGAGAUAACGUGGGUCUUCUUUUACGUGGUUUGAAACGUGGAGAUGUGCAACGUGGUCAGGUUAUUUGCAAGCCUGGUACUGUUAAGACAUACAAGAAAUUUGAGGCAGAGAUUUAUGUGCUCACAAAGGAUGAAGGGGGUCGGCAUACUGCUUUCUUUUCAAACUACAGGCCACAAUUCUACAUGAGAACUGCGGAUGUUACUGGGAAGGUGGAAUUGCCUGAAAAUGUAAAGAUGGUGAUGCCUGGUGACAAUGUGACAGCUAUUUUCGAGCUUAUAUCGCCUGUUCCACUUGAACCAGGACAAAGAUUUGCCUUGAGAGAAGGAGGGAGGACAGUUGGUGCUGGGGUGGUGUCCAAAGUUAUAAGCUAACAUGUUUAUGACAGUCCAUUUUUCCUUCUAAUUCCAUUUCAGAUGGUAAACAAAAAUGGAGAAGCGACACAUUCAAGUAGCAGAGUGGGACAGAAAACAUAGGUUCCGGUAAUUGCUGUUACAUUCUUCAGGAACGAUUGACGUUUUUUCUCUUUUGGAAAAUGAUAUUGCGGAACCUACCCACUUCCUCACAAUUUUGAAAUCGUGAGAUCAGAGGAAUUUCAUUUAUGCUAUGAGUCUGGACAUCGAAUUUGUGGGAUGUGUUGCCUCACGUAUUGAUCUGCUUUUUUGUUAGUUUGGACUUGAUAAGUGCAUUCAUGGAUGCUUUUUUUAGAAAGAUAAUAAGAAUAAAGAUCUCUAUAGUUGUACAAAAAA
Messenger RNA from Nymphaea colorata (pocket water lily), 2004 nucleotides. Its product is annotated as elongation factor Tu, mitochondrial. Gene Ontology annotation, cellular component: mitochondrion. The record is from RefSeq and is a predicted model, not a curated record. Bases 277 to 1629 code for a protein of 450 amino acids. Gene Ontology annotation, molecular function: GTPase activity; translation elongation factor activity; GTP binding. The transcript has 12 exons. NCBI's taxonomy places the organism in Eukaryota, Viridiplantae, Streptophyta, Magnoliopsida, Nymphaeales, Nymphaeaceae. Gene Ontology annotation, biological process: mitochondrial translational elongation.